Molecule: messenger RNA, 5121 nt
Organism: Penaeus indicus
Lineage: Eukaryota; Metazoa; Arthropoda; Malacostraca; Decapoda; Penaeidae
Product: protein hairless-like
Exons: 4
Coding region: 399-2426 (675 amino acids)
Source: RefSeq, a predicted model, not a curated record
UUCUAGUUUUGUUUCCAAUAAAACGACAACAGAGACGGAAAAGGCAUUAUCUUGCGCCUAAACUUGGCAAGCUUCCCUGCGGCUUUGUACAAAGGGACGCGAAACGGAACAAAAUAUGAAAGAAAUGUUUUGACCGAAAGUUUAGUGUUGACUGAGAGACAUAUUACGUGAAUAUUAAUAGAAAGAGUUAUUAUUAUCUUUAGAUUUUAUGAUGACCACGUACCUGAUAUACACGUUAACGUUUUAAUCAAGAGACCGAGGGGGAGGAUGGCGUGCGCGAGCGUGAAUUGCGAGAAGAAUGCGGGCGAGUGGAAUCGGAACUGAGGGAGAAGCGCCAGCAUCCGCGACGUCGAGGGUAGGCAGGUAAUGUCGGAGAUCAUGUAGAGGCCGAGCUGACCAUGAAGAACAAGACGGAGUUAUCGAGCACGGAUGUGUGUGUGAGGAUGAGCAAGGCCGGGCUGGAGGGGGGAGGGCUGGGUGUGGUGGGGGACAAGAGGCCGCCCUCUCCCCACUCCCCAGCGCCCUCGCCCCCCAGGAGAGCUCCCACGCCGCCCUUGCAGACACAGAUCAAGUGUGAGAGCCCCAUACCCCUGAUCAGCAGCCACGCCCCUUCACCCCGUCCGCUGGUCUCGCCCCCAGCCACAGGCCCCGGGGCGGAGGUGAAGGGCAAGCCAGGGACGGCCAUCCCCAGUGGCAGUGUCAAGGGGGCUGCGCCAAGACCCGGCGAGGGAGGCGAUGAGGCUGCGUCAGGCAAGGCCGUCGCUGGGGCCUCAGCUGGGAAUGCCGGAGGCAGGCUGACAUUUUUCAAAGAGGGAAAGUUCCUUCUGGAGUUGUCACAUCGUACGGACAUGGGUGCCUCAGCAGGAUGGGUGCCAGUGAAAAGCAAGACAUACUGGCCCCCUCCAUCAUCUACUACCACUACUACUACACAACUCCCAUUGCGUCAUGACACUCCUACUUCACAGUCUGAUGACUGUUCCUCACUGAACUCUUCCCCUUGGACUGGUGAGCAUGUGAGAAAGCAGCCAAUGCCUCGACGUGAUAAGUCCUCGGUGCGGCAGAGUUUUUUGUUCCAUUGGCACACCUUGCAUCUCACACGGGAUGUGAGAAAGAAAAUCAGACUGAGAAGAAACCCCUUUGCCUGUAUUGUUGGUCCAGUGGGAUGUAGGGAUCCUUCAGAACCAAAAGAAAUUAUUCGAAAGAUUAUAAAAUCAGAAAGUGGUGGUAAUGGUGCAUUGCAAGAUAAAAAGAGUAGAUUAGAAAGUAGGGUUCGUGCAUUAGGUGAAAAGCUUGGCUGGGUGUUGGACAGUAAGAUUUCUCUUCAGUCAUUAUUUGAGAAACGGACAGUCAUUGCUGAAACUGUUGAUCCUACUUUUGUAUCGCCAAGAAAAAGAUAUUUGCGUCAGAUGGAGUCAGAUCAAGAAUCUUUACAUCGGAAAAAGCUUCACUCUGGAUCAAACAGUGUGUCUCAUAUCCCUGGGGAUAGACCAUCUUCAUCCUCUUCCCCUUCUCAUCACCAUACCAACAGAAGUGCCAUUAAUUCACAAACUUCAUCAGUGUACAGUAUUGAUUCUAUACUGAACAAUGAAUCUGCCAAUAGAAAAAGUGAUUCCUUCCUUAGAACUUUAUUAAAACCAGAAACCAGUGUUCCCCAGUCUAAGCCCAGUGUUGUAAAGGAGCAUUCUAAUGAUAUGUUGGCAAACACAGUGAAAGUGGAAAGACAAGAGAGGACAGAUAGAGGAUCUGCAGAGAGGUUGGACGCACUCACUUCUGGCUCAAGGGACCGAAAAGAUCCAGUCUCAGACCUUAGCAGAAUAUCAUCAGACCGGUAUGAACUGGGAAGAUAUGGGUCAAUGGGUAGCCUGGCAAGUCUUUAUGGAUUUACUCCCUAUUUGGACCAUCGCUAUAUGAUGUUACAAUCAUUAGCUCCAGGACUUCAGUCACUGGCGCCAGGCCUAGUCCCAGCCAUGUCUUCCCAACAGCCUGAGAUGGCUCAGGCUGUUGCUGUUGCAGCAGCAGCAGCAGCAGCUGCCGCAGGAUUAAGUACAUAUCCUCUGAGCCAUCUGCAUCCAUCUUUGGCUGGGGCACAAUAUCAACCACUGAUUGCAGGAGGAUUGUCACCUGGGCACACUCCACCCACAUCAAUAUCCUCCCAAAUAUCACGGCACCAGGCUCAAACAUCACGAUCCUCUCCACAUCCUCUGACGCAUAGUCCAAGUCCAAAGCCUCCACAAGCUCCCAGCACACCUGCUUCCCCACAUCUAAGCCGUGGGGCUAGUCCGCGAGGAGCUUCAUCACCAUGGCACCAACCACCACCUGCACAUCCUCAUUCUCCACAGAAGCCUAUACUAUCACCACAGCCAUCACCACCACCACAAGAUGCACCACUCAACCUCUCCAAACCAAGAAAUCACCUAGGGAAGUAGAAGAGGAGCACAGAAUACCUUAUAUUGACGAAAUAGCAGUGGAAAUUUGGCUAUAUUAUGGAAGUUUAGAAAAAGAAGUGUUUCAGACUUUGCUAAAAUAGGGAAAGGAGCUAUUUUUUUCUAUUAAAGUACAUUUGAGUAGUCACACGCUGUGUUAGGUACAAACAGACUAAGUAUAUCUUGACGUAGCCUGAAUGUUUUUUAAUUUAAUUUUGUAUUGAUGGAUACUUACACACAUUGCUAUGUGUAGAUGCAUUUAUUACACAGAGCAAAUUACCAAGUUUAAAGCUUGCUUGGAAAAUGGAUUUCACCAUUUUCUUUUCUACUAGUACAAUUUUUAUGUGUAAAAACAACCAGUUGAGGUUUAACAUUGUAUAAACAGAUGCCUCAUAUAUUCAUGUAAAUUGUAAUUAUAAUAUUAAUUAUCAGAAGCAUAGUAGCUUUCUGUCCAAAAUGAAAAGUGUAUUGCAGAAAUAAAAUAAAGUUCAGUAUUAGCUGCUGUAUAUUUUCAGCACUAGAGUUACCAGUCAGGUUGCAUGAUGUUGAAACUGCAGGGAGUCAAAGUACCGGUAGUGCUUAGAGCAGACAAAUGCACUCCUGGAUAAAUGUGUGUGUGCUUAUUAACUAGCUGCACACAUUUAAGUUGCAUCUGCCUGUGCAGAUUUCAGUUAGCUUGUGCAUGUAGGGGUGGUGAUGCUCAGUCAGGACGAUGAAGGUCGUGUUUGUGUAUGGUGUGUGAUCAUGUAAUCUCAUUAUUGUAACAUAUUAAUUAUACCCUAAUUAUGAAAAUGGUGUGAUGAGUAGUGAUGAUUGAUCUCAAAAGAACGUUUCAGGAAGUUGGUCACUCUUGUAUAUUAUCUCCUGUAUUCAUUACCAAAAUCUAAUAGUUGCUUUCACCAGCCAGGCAUCUAGAGGGUUAUUUACCUUGUAAAGGCUCUCUGGUGUAAUGUUCUACCUCUGAAUAUUCUGUCCAUGUAAGGAACAAAUUUUAAGAAGCUUUUGCAUCAUGUAGGUAAUCAUUUUGAUUAUCAAUAUAAUGCUAGAAUUAAAUGCAGUUAGUUCAAGGGGAUUCUUGAUCACUUCAUCUUUGAUCUUGACCCUCUGUCUGCAUUGCUUCAGAACUGUUAAGUGUAUUUCCAAAAUGUCAACAAUUUUGUCCAACAAAGUCUUAUGUGGCCUUAUGAUUGAAAAUUAAUUUUGUGUGCCUUUCUUGGCAUUAUUCAAAUGCUGCCAGAACAUACAAUUUAUGUCAGACUUUCCUAAAUGUGUCUUUGUAUGCAAACAAAAACAGUAUUCUAUUUUACUAUAAACUUGUAUAGAAGUUUAAAGAUAAUUUAUCUUCUAGUGUAUGUGUAACAUUCACUGCUCUAUCUCAAAUUCUUUCUUCACAGUUACAAAGAUGAUGCCAGCUAGUAAUGUGUUGGUUGUCACUGGCUUGGUAAGGUAACAUGAUUUGAAAUGGGCUCCUAAUCUGCAUAGAACUACUUAGCUUGAAUAACUUGUAAUCAUAUAGAAGUUAAUCAAGCAUGAAGAAGAAUAAGUAAAAAAAAUAUUGGGAUCUUUAUUAUAGAAUAUCAAAUGCAACCAUUGUGAUAAAAAUCUGCUUCACCAAAGGCUUUGAUGUUAGGGGUAAGUGGAUUUUUCCUCAUUUGUUUUUGAUAUCCUUGCAAUGCAAAACGUAAUUGGAUAGAUAUUCUAAAUAAUAUUUUUAUAGAUACUUCAACCUGCUGUCCUUUAUUUAGAAAUGUUUCAUGUUUCCAGUAACAAUAUUACUAAACUAGAUCAGCCAUUCUUCUAAGUAGUAAUGCAUUAUUCACUGGAAGUCUUACAUCAGAAUUUAAAGUUAAAAAGAUGAGAGGGCAGCUGUAAUAGUUAGGGCAUUUAUCAAAUAUUAAUUAAGAUGUCAGUAUGGGUAUGGGCUAAGUGAUUGUAACUAGUGUACCUUGAGCUUAACAGGAAACAUUAUGUUGAACCACAAAUUAUCACAAAUUAGUUUAUCAUACAAGAUAUAGGACCACUGCUUGAGGAUGGAGGGAAAGAAUGGGCAAUUGAUUCCCAAUAGAAGACUUACCAUAGGUGAUAGUAGACUUGUAGAUUUUAACACUGAUAACAGUCAGGUUAAAAGAAAAUUGAUUUGCAAGUUACUGUACUAUGUAUCUGAUCAAUGCCUUUGAAAAGACCUUUAUUAUAACUCAAUUUAUAGAUCAAAUUAUACUCUAAUCAUAAAUGAAGCCUCUGAGGUAUAAUGUUUUGUGCCAUUAAUAAGGAAGCAAGCCAUAUGAAGUCAUUUGUGCUUCAGAUUUAUCUCUCUCAUGUGUUAGACUAGUGGAGAACAAGUCUCUUAUAAAGAAUAACCUAAAUAAUAGUCUGCAGCAUGAGAGCAGUCCUUGAGGUACAAAAUGUGGGGAAUAAGCUCUUAAUGAGUUGAUGCUUUGCUUCAGAAAGGCUAAAUUUGUGAUACUUAACUAUAGCAUUUGUCAGCAUUAACUUAUUUAAUUUAGAUACCACUGCCACAAACAUCUGUGCAUUUACACAAGAAUCUUAUGCUUAUUUUUUUGUAACAUAUGUGUAUAACUGUAUAAAUGCUGUGAAAGAAUGUGUAAGGAUAAAAGGUUUUGUAGCGCUGAACCUUGGUAAUUCAACAUUGUAAAAAUGUUUAUAUGUUUUAUAUUGUGCCAAAAUGCAUUUUCUCUAA